Molecule: messenger RNA, 1830 nt
Organism: Perognathus longimembris pacificus (Pacific pocket mouse)
Lineage: Eukaryota; Metazoa; Chordata; Mammalia; Rodentia; Heteromyidae
Gene: Vrk2
Product: VRK serine/threonine kinase 2
Exons: 13
Coding region: 289-1830 (513 amino acids)
Biological process (GO): peptidyl-serine phosphorylation; signal transduction
Cellular component (GO): cytoplasm; nucleus
Molecular function (GO): protein serine/threonine kinase activity; ATP binding
Source: RefSeq, a predicted model, not a curated record
UCCCUAAAACGCCCGGAGACUGGCGGGAGGCUGCGACCGGCGCGGCCGAGACUUCAGGCCGGGAAUCUCUCAAGGCGUCCCCGGCUCUCGCUAGGGAGGCUCGGCUGCCGUUCCUGCGUGACGCCGGGGCUCCAGGCUGUGUAGUAGGCUCGUCCUGGGCCCGUGGCCGCGGCCUAGCGAGGUCCUUCGUGGCUGAGAAAAGUGAGGACUCGGUGACGCUUCCACGCGCGUCCCCGGACGCCGGGUCCGAGGGGUUGGGCGGGAACAUGCCAUUUUAUCUUACUCCGUAUGCCCAAAGAAGUCAUGCCACUAAGAAGAAAUGGUAAACCUAAACUUCCUGUUCCACUUCCAGAAGGCAAAAUUCUGGAAGAUGUAGAAGGGAAGCGGUGGGUGCUGGGCAAGAUGAUUGGCUCUGGAGGAUUUGGAUUGAUAUAUUUAGCUUUCCCUACAAAUGAACCAGACAAAGAUGCAAGACAUGUAAUAAAAGUGGAAUAUCAAGAAAAUGGCCCAUUAUUUUCAGAACUUAAAUUUUAUCAGAGAGCUGCCAAAAAAGACUGUAUCAAGAAGUGGAUAGCACUCAAACAGCUUGAUCAUUUAGGAAUUCCUGUCUUUUAUGGAUCUGGUCUGACUGAAUUCAAAGGACGAAGUUAUAGAUUUAUGGUAAUGGAAAGAUUAGGAAUGGAUUUACAGAAGAUCUCAGACCAGAAUGGAUCUUUUAAAAAGUCAACUGUCCUGCAACUUGGUAUUCGGAUGCUGGACAUAUUGGAAUAUAUACAUGAAAAUGAGUAUGUUCAUGGUGACAUAAAAGCAGCAAACCUACUUUUGGGUUAUAAAAAUCCAGAUCGGGUUUAUCUUGCAGAUUAUGGACUUUCCUACAGGUAUUGUCCCAAUGGGAACCACAAACAGUAUCAAGAAAACCCAAGAAAAGGCCAUAAUGGGACAAUAGAGUUUACCAGCUUGGAUGCCCACAAGGGAGUAGCCUUGUCCAGAAGAAGUGAUGUUGAAAUCUUGGGCUACUGCAUGCUGCAGUGGCUAUGUGGGAAACUUCCCUGGGAACGGAACUUGCAGGACCCUGUGGCUGUGCAGAAUGCUAAAAGAAAUCUUUUAGAUGAACUUCCAGAGUCAGUGCUUAAAUGGGCUCCUUCUGGAAAGGGUGUCUAUGAAAUAGCCCAAUUUUUGAUGUGCGUUCAUAGUUUAGCUUAUAAUGAAAAGCCAAACUAUCAAAAGCUCAAGAAACUUCUCAACCCCAAUGGAAUAUGUUUAGGACCACUGGACUUUUCCACUAAAGGACUGAGUAUAAAAACACUUACUCCAACCAAUCAAAAAGUUGAUUCCAAAAAGGCUGCAACAAAACAAGUCGUUCAGAUGCAAAAUAAAUUGAUAGAAAAAAUCCACUGUGAAAGAAGUGCCCAGUCCUUUGCAACUCCAAGAAAAAUGGAGGAAGAACAGCAGAUGUUGGGGUCAAUGAACAAGGAAGCAGCUCAGGAAAGUACAAGGAGAAGACAAAAAUAUUCUGAGUCCUCAGAACUUUUGAAUGGAGUAAAGACCUUCCAACAAAACUAUGAGUAUAUCGAAUUCCCAAAUGCAUUUUGUGAGUCCUAUCAAAAUUUUGCCAGUCAAGGUACAAUCAAGAAGUCACAAUCUCCACCUUGGAAUACAUAUACUUCCACAGCUGGAAUGGGAGUCAUGGAUUUGGAAAGUUCUAAAGGACUCUGGCCCACAGUUUUCCAAUUUACUCUGAGUGAAGAGACAAAGGAAGAUGUAUAUUAUUAUGGCCUUACCAUAAUUUUGCUAUUGCUUUUAGUGUGUUUUGCUUUAUAUCUUCUCUGA